AAGUGAUUGGGUGAGCCCGGAUCACGUGACCAUCCUUCGACAGGAGUUUCCACGACAGCUGAGUAGCAGCUAAAUGCGUUUUUUCACCUGUAACAUUGCUCCUUUUUCUACUCCUGUGAGGCCAAGUUGUGUAAAAUGGGAGACAAGAAGAGUCCCACGAGGCCAAAGCGGCAGUGCAAGCCCUUCGCCGACGAUGGGUACUGGGACUGUAGCGUCUGCACGUUCAGGAACAGCGCCGAGGCGUUCAAGUGCAUGAUGUGUGAUGUCAGAAAGGGGACGUCAACUCGAAAACCACGGCCUGUUUCUCAGCUGGUUGCACAGCAAGUAAAUCAGCAGUUUGCACCACCAACGCAGCCCAAAAAGGAGAAGAAAGAGAAAUCGGAGAAAGACAAAAAUGAUAAAGAAUUGACACUGAAAAAGAAAAGCCAUAAAAAGAUGAGGCCCAGGUUAAAAAACAUCGACAGGAGCAGCGCUCAGCACCUGGAGGUCACAGUUGGAGAUUUGACUGUAAUAAUCACAGACUUUAAGGAGAAAGCCAAACCCACGUCCACUUCAACAAGUGCUGCCUCAGCAGACCAACACAGUCAAAGCGGCUCAAGCUCUGAUAACACUGAACGAGGCGUCUCCAGAUGCUCUUCGCCCCGCGGUGAAGGCUCGUCAGUUAAUGGAGAGACUCACUAACAUUCAGACCUUCACACUCCCAGUCAGCACAGCCCCUUCUUCUGCACUCUCAACAGCCUCAACCAGAGGUUAAACUCCAAAAUGCACGUUUUUGUUCAUAAUACUAUAAAUGCCAAUAUGAUAGCAUUCGCUUCUCACUCUGGGUUGUAUUUUUCACAGCCUCCCUAUGAUGAUAAGGAAUUCGGGAGUCAGGAUGUAUGCUGUACACUCAACACUCAGAGAACUGAUGCAGCAAACUUAUGAUGAAAUGAAGAAAGGAACAGUAGCAUUAAAUCCUGGAUAUUGUGCGUUGUGGUAACUUGUGUUUCAACACCUCAGUGUUACGUCAGUAUCAUGUUCAGUUGGUCGUUGCUGCACAGAAUACACGAUGCAUUAUGAAAGAAAUGUGAAGAAGUCACCUCGGAAUUGAAGUUUAUCCUUGAAUUCAUUAUUUGCACUUAAUGGCAUCCUGUGUUCACCGUAGCAUUGUUUUAGCAUUAUUUCCAUUUUUGCCAUUAUCAGUAAUCUUAACACUGUCGGUUACUGGCCUUUUCCAGAUCUCAUUUUACGCCAUUGGAUGGAAUAAUUGUUUUACUCUCUAACAUUUGAGUACAAAUAUUGAACAGUUAUUCUAAGUAUGCUUCACCUUCACUUGGUAGAGUUGAGCAUGAUUUAAUCUAUAGAAUGGUUUAUAUUGUAAAAUAAUGUUGAAUAAAAUAAGAUGUAGAUACUUGAA
Messenger RNA from Amphiprion ocellaris (clown anemonefish), 1396 nucleotides. Its product is annotated as YY1-associated factor 2-like. The transcript has 4 exons. Gene Ontology annotation, molecular function: DNA binding; transcription coregulator activity. Gene Ontology annotation, biological process: positive regulation of DNA-templated transcription. Gene Ontology annotation, cellular component: nucleus. The coding region runs from base 136 to 681 and encodes 181 amino acids. The record is from RefSeq and is a predicted model, not a curated record. Lineage: Eukaryota; Metazoa; Chordata; Actinopteri; Pomacentridae.